Aspergillus novofumigatus IBT 16806 is the source of this 747-nucleotide messenger RNA. RefSeq lists its product as uncharacterized. The record is from RefSeq and is a predicted model, not a curated record. The coding region runs from base 165 to 557 and encodes 130 amino acids. Lineage: Eukaryota; Fungi; Ascomycota; Eurotiomycetes; Eurotiales; Aspergillaceae. The transcript has 2 exons.
UUGAGUACUUUAUCUAUCGAGCAGACGAGCUACUGUCGCACGACCGAGCAUUAAUCUGAAGACAAUCCCCAUAGUCCUUAAUUGAAAAAUCUGCUUGCUUCUCAUUCUAUAACCUUCGUUCAUUAUUGGAACAUUUAUCUAGAAAUUCCUGGUCAUCCGGAACAAUGGCUGGUGAAGAUCCGACGGAAAAGGCGAAACAGUCGCUCAUGCAACGAGCCAAGGCAUGGGGAGAGAAUCCGUUCCCUCCCACUCUCCUGGCGUCUCUCAUCACAGCGCAGCACAUGCGUCCGUUCCAAUUCCUGCCUAUGCUAUUCCCUCCGGUCCUUCUAUUCACAAGUUAUGCGAAUAUCCAGGGCUUUAAGACAGACAGCGCGGGGAUCAGCGCCGCCUGGUCGGGCCUCUAUCUUCUGCUUGCAGGUCGGCGGCGACAGCCGUUGAUGAAGAAAUGGGGCGCGCGGGGAAUUGUUCGUGGCACGACCAUGGGUCUUUGCCUGCUCAAUAUGGUGGGUGGUGGAUUGGCUUAUACCCUGGGGAAGAGAGAAGAUCGCGAUGAGUGAAAAGACGAUUGCACCGUGACGUUGUAUUUCUAUUUGAUGCUAGGUAUAUGGUGUGGAGUAGGGUGUUCCGGUUGGAUCGUUUGUCUCAGUAUAUAUGCUUCGGGGUGAUCGGUUCAUGUAUAAUACGCGAAAUAGGUGGUAAAAGUCAUUACGCUACGAUAGCGCCGUCUGAAUCUACUCCAAAGUAUUC